ACGUGGUAUUAGGAGAACUUAAAAAAUAACACACGUGGGUGGUAUUAGCAGAACUUCAUAUAUACCUCACACACGCAGACCACUGCACGGUUAAGAUAGUCUACACGCACCUCAACCACCGUUCAAUUCAUACACACUAAACAGUGUAUAUCAUCUCCGGCAACUUCACCGUUCAAAACUCAACCCCAUGACCGGCCAAACCUUCACCACCUCCGAAGAACCACCGCCUGGCACCUCUAACCCACCAUCAGCAACGCCCCUCCUCCUCCCAAACCUCCCGAACGACGUCGCACUCCAAUGCAUUGCAAGAGUCCCUCGCUACCAACACCCCUAUCUCUCUCUCGUCUCCAAAUCCUGGAGGUCCACCAUACGUUCCCCUCUCCUCUUCACCACCCGAUCACUCCUCAACUGCGCCCAACACUUCCUCUUCCUCAACGUCCGCACCAACUCCUCCUUCAACUGGUACCUCCUCGAUCAAAACCCUAACCCUCCAAACCCUAAAAACGCUAGAACUCUCUCGCUUCUCCCUUCCAUCCCUUUCCAGCCUAUUGGGGCUACAUUCGCGGUAUCAGGCCCCAAAAUCUACGUAAUUGGAGGGUCAAUUAACGAUAUUCCAUCCAACAAUGUUUGGGUUUUCGAUUGCCGGUUCAAUAGAUGGGAAGUUGGGCCUAAAAUGCGGGUUGGAAGGGAAUUUGCUGCAGCAGGGGAGGUGAAUGGUAAAAUAUAUGUAAUGGGUGGGUGUUUGGUGGAUAAUUGGGCAAGAUCAAUGAAUUGGGCAGAGCUUUUUGAUCCAAUGACGGGGUUGUGGGCGGCGGUGCCGAGCCCGAUUGAGAUUAGGGAUAAGUGGAUGCAUGCUAGUGCUGUUAUAUAUGAUAAGAUAUAUGCAAUGGCUGACAGGGGUGGGGUGGUUUAUGAUGCGGUGGCAGCAGAGUGGAGUGGUGUGCCAACUGGGCUUGAUAUGGGGUGGAGGGGGCGGGCUGCGGUUGUGGGUGGAGUGCUGUAUUGUUAUGAUUAUUUGGGGAAGAUUAGAGGGUAUGAUAUGGAGGAGGAUGAGUGGAAGGAGUUGAAAGGGGUAGAGAAGGGUUUGCCGACUUUUUUAUGUGGUGCAACAAUGGCCAAUUUGGGAGGGAGGUUGUGUGUGGUAUGGGAACGUAAGGGGACUAGUAAAGUGGUGGAAAUUAUGUGCGCGGAGAUUGAGGUUCGGAAGGACAGGUGUGGGGGGCUAAGUGGGUCAAUUGUUUGGUCCGAUGUGAUUCUUGUUGUUCCAGAUCGGUCUUCAAUUGUGCAGUGCUUGCCAGUUGGCUUGUGACAUUUGUUAUAACAACAAUGAAAACUACUGGUUCCAAAAAUAAUAGGAAAGAAAUCAAGUAUUACUCAGCGAGGGACCACUCCAAUCAUCCUCCAAAUGUUGUGAUGGAGGUACUUCUGUUUCGGGUGAGGUGACUUGCUCAAGAGCGUUUGAUUGAUUAUUAGGUGCAAUAACUGUAUAUCCUUGUAUAUGUUCGAGUGGUUACCGGCAGAUUGAGUGCCUCAUUUCUGGUAUAAGCUUUUGAUUUCCAUAUGGGUUCAAAUAAUGUAAUUCUGUAAAAUUAUCUCCAGUGAAUUGUCAAUUAUAAACAGGGCUCAUUGCAAUACACUAUGUAAUAUAUGACCCUUGGGAUUAAAUCAUGUUGUGAUUUUCUUUAAA
Molecule: messenger RNA, 1687 nt
Organism: Cornus florida
Lineage: Eukaryota; Viridiplantae; Streptophyta; Magnoliopsida; Cornales; Cornaceae
Product: F-box/kelch-repeat protein SKIP6-like
Exons: 2
Coding region: 188-1309 (373 amino acids)
Molecular function (GO): protein binding
Source: RefSeq, a predicted model, not a curated record